ACGUCACCGACAUUGACCGCGACUACGCGUGUAAACAAUCAGGCUGCAGCAACUGGGGAUCGAAAGUCAGCGUUAAAUUUGGGACCGGAAAAUGGAAGACCUGUGCCGCAUUUGCCGCUCCGCCGAGGUGGACGAGCUGAUUUCGGUAUCCUGCACGGUGGCCUCGCAAAACCGAACCGUCGGCGAAAUGAUCAUCGCCGUGAUGGGUUUGCGCUUCAGCCUGACACAGUACGACCGCAUGCACCGGGUGCCGGGUCAGCUGUGCGAUCGGUGUCUGGCGCGGUUGGACCGCGCGUACGCGAUAUGGAAACGGUGCCGGUUCGCGAGUGGGUUGGCACGGUGCAAGAAGGGCGAGGAGGACGGGUACUUCCGGUGUCGGAUUUGCGCGUCGGGUGACGCCGACGAGCUCAUCUCGGUGACGUACGUGUGCAAGGCGUGGAACGUCCAGAUCGUGACGAUGGUGUACGAGCUGACGGCCAUGCGGUACAAGGAGGGUGAUGGUCUGCCGGCUUAUGUUUGCGCGGAGUGUUUGAAGAGUUUGGGUGUGGCGUACGAGUUUCGGCGGGAUGCUUUGGAGUCGGCGAAGGCAUUUGAGGGGGCGUCGAUUGACAGGUAUCCGUGGCAGGCGAUGCAGUUUCAGGUGGAUCAGCCGGAACGCUUGGUGGUUGAUUUGGCGAGUGAAGCCCAGUUGGAUAUGAAGGGUGGCGUCUAUUGUUCGGUUUGCAGGGCGGUGAUUGCCGCUGAGGAGUUGGAGAAAACAUGCGCAGGAUGUAUGCUGGAGUUUAGCAAUUACGACGCGAUUGUUGGGAAAAUUGCCAACUAUGGCAAGCGUGAGAUCAAAACGGAGAAGGGUAUGGAUGACGGACCGGCUUACGAAUCGGUUGAUGAAGUCGAAGUUGACGAACAGUCGAAGGCAAUCGAGGAUGAUUUGAGCGAAUUCGUACAAUUUAAGCAAGAAGAUUCGCCGCUGGAGUCCAGUGAUGAAGCCUAUCUACCAAAGACCAUUAAGCCACUUCAGAAGACAAAUUUCCACAUCGAGAACACGGUAGAAUCCGUUUGCUGCGUGAUGGGUUGCGUUUGGACCGGAUCGCAGGGUGAGCUGCUGUGGCAUCGGAAGCACCUGCACUCGGAUUUGGCCAAAUUAAAGUCGGAAAGCCAACUGAUGUGUCGCUACUGUGACAGAUCUUUCCCAAGUUUGGGCCAAUUGAACAAGCAUUGCGACCGGAAGCGGUCCAUUUUCAAGUGUCUCUUCAAUGAGUGCACGUUUACGGCGAAAAAUAUGGGCGGAAUCGUGCUUCAUUACGCGAAACACGGGUCGGAUAAACCGGCCAUUGGUCCUCCGGUGAUUGAAGCCCAUCAAGCUGAAAAGCACAUCGCGACGGAACACAUUACGGAGUACGCAUGCUGCGUUACGGAUUGUCACCAAACUGGAACCAUGGACCAGAUACAAUCCCACUACAACAGAAUUCAUCCGGAUGGGAUGGAGUGCAGAAACGGGUCCUAUUACUGUCAGCACUGUGAGCGAACUUUCCCAGAUACGGACACUUUGCGGCACCACUUUCAACGGGAAUCGACGAUGUACAAAUGUACCAUCGAUGGAUGUUGCCUUUCGAGCAAGGUGAAGCAAAUCCUGAUCAAUCACUGCACGGGACCACACCAGAAAGUGUUCAAGAUCAAGCCGGUCAACACCCUUCGGCCAAAGGUCACUCCCCGUCCCGACUUGAAAUGCUUCAAAGUGGUCGGUUGCGUGGACGACUGCAUCGACGUGCUCAGCCGGAAGGGCGAAUGGUGCUGCACCUGUCACAAACUGUUCGCCUCGGAAGAUUAUCUGCGCCAACACCGGGACACAACACACCCCGUCCAACCACCGUCGAUGUUCGAAGAUCAGCACCCUUUCCUGUGCAUGCAAUGCAACGCUGGUUUCUCCGACGCAAACGCCCUCACGGAACACGUGGCUAAAAAUUCUCAACAGAAUCACUACUACUGUCGCGGCUGCAAGUACAUCCUGUGGGAGGGACGGGAGCUGGUCAAGCAUCGCUACCUCGUUCACGGCCAACCUGCGGACGGCGAAGACGACGAAGUAGGCCGGCUGUUCGACGAAGAACCGAUGGGGCCGUUCCGGUGCUGUGGCUGUACGUUGAUCUUCUACUCGGAAGCGGAACUGAUUGAGCACAGGCAGUUGCAGCACGCGACCGUCGAGUCUGUGGCGACGUCGUUUCAGUUCCAGUGUGAGCACUGCCAUCGCGUGUUUGACAAACUGGCGUUGUUCCGGGAGCAUCAGGACAAGUUCCGGAAUUUGCUGUACCGGUGCAAGAUCGCCGACUGCAACUUCCGCUCCGAGAAGCGCCUCACCAUCAAGGAGCACGUUUCGCCCUUCGUCAGCCACAACCGCGUUCCACCGCCGGCCAACAUUAAGCUCUUUCAGUGUUGCGUCGAUGGUUGCUUUUUCGACGACGCCUCCUACUGGACCGUAACGAAACACGUGGUCGCAUCCCAUCCGGAGGUUCGAGCCGCCAACGCUGGCCAGUACCAAGGUUCCAAGUUCAGCUGCCAGGCGUGCGGUAUGGGAUUUGAGGUGAAGACCGCUCGGGAUUACCACGUGAGACGUCGCCGUGACCAGCAGCAGAUGGCGUGUGACCAGUGUCCGCGGGUUUUCGGGGGGAAAAUUGCCCUUUCGGCGCACAAGAUUCGCUACCAUGGGAAUGCCGCUCGGAAGGCCAACGAGCGGUCGAUUUGCAACAUUUGUGGCAAGCAGGUUUCGGUGUACAACAUGAGGGCCCACUUGGACGUUCACAACGACGUCCGACGGUGGCGUUGCACGGAAUGUCCGGCGGCUUUCAACUACAAAACGCUGCUCCAGAAGCAUGCCUUUAGCCACAGUGGCUUGAAUACGGCGGUUUGUCGGUACGGGUGUGGCAAAGCUUAUCGCCAGACUACGGACCGGAAUCGGCACGAAAAGUUGGUCCACCAGAGCGAUCAACCGUUGCCUUACGCGUGUACCGAGUGCGACGCGUCGUUUGUGCGGGAUCGGGACUUGCGGAUUCAUUCGCGGAAGCACACCGGGUUGAAGCUGUUUCCGUGCGAGCGGUGCGGGGCCAGUUUCGAUCUGCUGCGAGAGAUUGAGAGCCACCGGGAGGAGUGCGUUGGAGAGCAGCUGGAACCGGAUAUGGAAUACGUUGAGGAGUAUGUAGUUGCUGAUUAGAAUUACGGACAUGCUGUUGGAAAUAGAUAGAUUGUAGAAAAUAGUG
Messenger RNA from Culex pipiens pallens (northern house mosquito), 3248 nucleotides. Its product is annotated as zinc finger protein 91-like. The record is from RefSeq and is a predicted model, not a curated record. Gene Ontology annotation, molecular function: zinc ion binding; DNA-binding transcription factor activity, RNA polymerase II-specific; RNA polymerase II transcription regulatory region sequence-specific DNA binding. Lineage: Eukaryota; Metazoa; Arthropoda; Insecta; Diptera; Culicidae. The coding region runs from base 92 to 3202 and encodes 1036 amino acids. The transcript is spliced from 3 exons. Gene Ontology annotation, biological process: regulation of transcription by RNA polymerase II. Gene Ontology annotation, cellular component: nucleus.